UCAAAUUUGGGUCAAAUAGUUGACCCAACACCAAAACAUUAGCCGUUUUUAACAUACUCCCAAAUAUAGCAAGAGGCUAUUUACAUAACUAUACAAUUGCACAACCAAUACAUCUAAAUAUUCCAAAAUUUCCCCCAAAAUUUCUUAAAAAAACACAAACAAUUAAUAAUAUAAUUAUAUCUAUAUAUAUAUUUAAAAAAAUAAUUGCAAAACAACAAAAAGAAUGAAACCCGGCAUUAUAAUCACAGACACCAACGACGACGCCGGUUUGUACGGGCUCAAGCGGUGGUGAUAAUGGCGAGCUCCGAAUCACCUCCGCCUCCAGCCGUUCUCUACGCCUGCGUCGCCCACGGUUCGACCAUCCUCGCCGAGCUCCUCUUUGACCAUGACGCCGAUCUCACCCUCGACCUCGACGACCCCGACCUCCUCUCCACCGCCCACCGCUGCCUCACCGCUGCCCCCCGCUACCACCGCUUCUACACCCACACUGCCCGCGGCCGUAUCCACGCCUUCCUCAUCCCUGAUCCCGACCCUUUCCUCCUCUUCUUCAUCAUCGCACACGAAUCCUUCCCCCGCCCUGAGGCCCUCCUCCUCCUCCACCGCCUUCGCCAGGCCUUCCUCUCCUCCAACCUCCUCCUUGACUCUCCGUCCCCUCCUUGCCUUCAGAACCAGCUCCUUCCUGUCCUCAAGAGUCUCCUUUCACCCUCUGAUCCUCCUGAGGAAACGCCAUCCCCUCCUCGGUCUCCCUCUCCUGAGGAUGCUUUGGUGGCCGAUCCGGUGGUGGAUGAGAGGAUCGAUGAUGAGAGUAAGGACUUGAAGAAGCGCAGCUCGUUGGCUGGUGAAAAUCGGACCAUUUUGGUCUCUGAUGAUGAUAUUGGUGGACAAAUUGCUUGCUUGAGCUUUCGACAGGUGAAACAGGCCAGAAGGGUAUGGGAGAGGCUUUUGAGGGUGGCGUUGAUUGUGGAUCUUGUCAUUUGUAGCUUCUUGUUCUUGAUUUGGAUAAUGGUUUGCCGGGGAUUUAAGUGCUUAGCUGCUUGAUGAACAAUGCUGCUGUUAAUUUGGCCAUUUUAUUUGGUUCCUGUGCACGAUGAUUAUGAGGUGCCAAGAAAGGACAUUCAAAGGAUUCUUUGUUGUGCUUUCCUUCUUCAGGUCAAGGAAGAUAUUCUGUUUUCGGAGCAUUUAUGUGCAUAUAAAUGUUUAAUUCGUAUUCUAUAUAUAUAUAUAUGCAAUUGCAAG
Dioscorea cayenensis subsp. rotundata (Guinea yam) is the source of this 1236-nucleotide messenger RNA. Its product is annotated as phytolongin Phyl2.2-like. NCBI's taxonomy places the organism in Eukaryota, Viridiplantae, Streptophyta, Magnoliopsida, Dioscoreales, Dioscoreaceae. Gene Ontology annotation, cellular component: membrane. Bases 295 to 1038 code for a protein of 247 amino acids. The record is from RefSeq and is a predicted model, not a curated record. The transcript has 2 exons.